AUGAAUGUAAACGACGAUUGGGUUAAAGGUAUAUAUGACUCGUGCAAAGGUGUACACCGUUUGGGAUCCAAUGUUCUCAACCAUUACUGUAAGCCAUAUAAAGCCGCUGAAUGUGAUCAUCAAAAAUUUCUGCAAUACAUUGGCGGAGAUGCGGAACAUUAUGGUCACAGCCCUUUCGAAAUUCUACCUCAGGUUAUGUUUGGUCAAUUCGUUUCAAAGAUGUUUAGUUCGGACAAACCACAUACUGGUGAAGGUAUCUGUCCCUGUAUUCAUUGCGAUGGGUCGUGUGCUCCGGGAGAGACCAAAAUCAUUAAGAAAGAAAUGCCUAAAUUUAGAGGAAAGAAGACUAAGAGAGCCACAGAUUCACGAGAAAUGGAAGGCUUCAAGAUUUAUUUGGAUGAUAUUGUCCACCAGUUUUCCGAUUACGAGACAUACGCUGAGAAUGAAUAUUGCAUUUUGGAUACCACUUGCAAGUACUAUACAAAUCUCAAUAUUCGAAUAUUCCGUGUCUUAAGAUCAGAAGACCAGUUCCACUAACGGAUGGAAAUUCUCUGAGAAUAUUAAAAAACAUUUGUCCCCAACUAGUCGAUAGUGAUGUGCCCCAUAUAUGCUGUGACACGAGCUUUAUUUAUCGCAUGAAUUCAAUCUUUAAAUUACUGGAAAAGUUGGGUCUCUCUCAGUGUCCCUCCUGUAUCCACAACUUAAAGCAAAUUCUGUGUCAAUUCACUUGUUCUCCAAAACAGAAUCAAAUGUUAAGAGUAGUGAAUACAACAAAACAGGGCCCCAACGAACUCAUUGAACACUUGGAGUAUUAUAUAAAUAAUGAUUUUGCACAUGGAUUAUAUAAUUGCACGUUUAGAUAUAA
Messenger RNA from Oppiella nova, 865 nucleotides. The record is from the annotation of a GenBank genome assembly. Lineage: Eukaryota; Metazoa; Arthropoda; Arachnida; Sarcoptiformes; Oppiidae.